Messenger RNA from Lathyrus sativus (Indian pea), 894 nucleotides. The record is from the annotation of a GenBank genome assembly. NCBI's taxonomy places the organism in Eukaryota, Viridiplantae, Streptophyta, Magnoliopsida, Fabales, Fabaceae.
AUGAUGGCCAGCCAAGAGGAUCAAAACAAAUCUGAAUGGAUAGAUAGAAUAAGAUCUGAAGGUGCCAUUCCAUUUCUUGAUCCAAGUAAGUGCUCAAAUGGUUGGACUUCGCCACCUGGAGAUGCAUUCAUGGUUAGAGGUCCUGAGUAUUUUACUACAAAAGUUAAGAUUCCAGCAAGCGGUUAUCUGCUCAAACCUCUUGGAUUUGAUUGGAUAACAAGUCCAAUGAAAAUCGGUGAGAUAUUAAAGCAUCCAAAUAGCAGAGUUAGGAAGGUGAUUGAGAACGAGUUUCCCGACGGUGAUAGGCCUUUCGUGUGGGCAUUCAAUCUUCAACUUCCAACCAAAGAUAACUAUAGUGCAGUUGCGUAUUUUACAAACAAAGAGCCUAUUGUUGAGGGGUCACUAAUGGACAGAUUCUUGAAAGGUGAUGAUGCUUUUAGAAACUCAAGACUCAAGUUGAUUGCCAAUAUUGUUAAUGGUCCUUGGAUUGUGAGAAAAGCAGUUGGGGAGCAAGCAAUUUGCAUAAUUGGGCGUGCACUUUCAUGUAAAUACAGCGUGACAGAGAAUUUCAUGGAAGUAGAUAUUGAUAUUGGAUCUUCUAUGGUCGCAUCUGCAAUAGUUCAUUUGGCAUUUGGUUAUGUGACAACUUUGACGGUUGACCUGGCUUUUCUUAUAGAGGGUCAAACUGAAUCAGAGCUUCCAGAAAAACUCUUGGGUGCAUUCAGAUUUUCGAACCUUGAUCCUGCUUCUGCUAGACCAAUUGAGCCAUCAUCUGUUUCCAGCACUGCUAGUUUACAAAAAUCUUUGCCCACAAGAUUGUGGUAUUCAAUUGGGCACAUUCUUCAUCCGGGUUCUCAAGAAGACGGUUCUUCGACCUCACAAAAGUCAAAUUAA